Messenger RNA from Lycium ferocissimum, 1623 nucleotides. Its product is annotated as NAC domain-containing protein 73-like. The record is from RefSeq and is a predicted model, not a curated record. The coding region runs from base 434 to 1321 and encodes 295 amino acids. Gene Ontology annotation, biological process: regulation of DNA-templated transcription. Gene Ontology annotation, cellular component: nucleus. NCBI's taxonomy places the organism in Eukaryota, Viridiplantae, Streptophyta, Magnoliopsida, Solanales, Solanaceae. Gene Ontology annotation, molecular function: transcription cis-regulatory region binding; DNA-binding transcription factor activity. The transcript has 3 exons.
ACAAGCAAGAUAAUUUGACCCCUACCCCUGCACUCACCAUCUAUUUUCUCUCUCCCUCUCUCUCUUUAGGGUUUUUCACUUAGCUACUAGUCUACUUGACCAAAGAUCACUUCCAUCACAAAGAAGAGAAGAAAAAGAAAAAAAAGGUAAGAGAAAAUAUUUCAGUUACUUCCUUGCAACAACAACAAAAUAAGAAAUGAAACAAGAUUUUGUUAAAUUUUUUCUUUAAAAGAUUUGGUUAACUCCAAAAGAGUGAUUAAGUUUUGAUAAAUAUUCCCUCUAUUUAAUUUCCCUUCUACUUCCUCUUUUUGCCCUUUAUAUUAUAAUUAUGUGUAGUUUACCUUGUUCUUGAUUUUUUUUUUCAAGUUAGGAGAAGGAAGUUGACCAUAAUUGGAAUGAGCACAAGAGCAAUAUUAUUACAAGAGAGAUCAUCAUGACAUGGUGCAAUGAAUCAAAUGAUCAAGAAUCACUCCAAAUUAUCAAAGUUCCAUUAGAGGAAAAAAGUGUUAUAGUCACCUCAACAUUAGUUGACCAUCAAGUUAGAAAAAUAAUCUGUCCUUCAUGUGGCCAUAACAUAGAGCUUCAAGAUCAGAGGGGAAUACAUGAUUUGCCUGGUCUACCAGCUGGAGUGAAGUUUGAUCCUUCGGAUCAAGAAAUUCUUGAGCAUUUGAAAGCAAAAGUCUUUUCAGAUACCCAUAAUAUUCAUCCUCUUAUUGAUGAAUUCAUUCCAACCAUUGAUGGAGAAAAUGGAAUUUGCUACACUCAUCCAGAGAAGCUACCAGGAGUGAACAAGGAUGGUCAAGUGCGUCACUUUUUUCACAGGCCUUCAAAGGCAUACACAACAGGAAAUAGAAAAAGGAGAAAAAUUCAUAUAGACAGUACUCAUGAUGAUGAUAGUGGUGAAACAAGAUGGCACAAAACAGGAAAAACUAGGCCAAUUUUUACAAGUGGAGAUUUAAAAGGUUACAAGAAGAUUUUGGUACUCUACACAAAUUAUGGGAGGCAAAGGAAACCUGAAAAAACAAAUUGGGUAAUGCACCAAUAUCACUUAGGUGAUAAUGAAGAAGAAAAAGAUGGUGAAUUGGUGGUUUCAAAAGUUUUUUACCAAACACAGCCUAGACAAUGUGGAUCAAGUAUUAAAGAAUCACUCAACAAGUCACCAAGAAUAUCAUUAAACAGGCAAGAUCAUAGUCCCAUUAUAAAAACCCCAGAUUUUAUUGAUUAUUAUAAUCAUCCUCCUUUUAUUUCAUACCAUGUUGGGAGCCAAAACUGUGAUAGCUCAUCUAUUUUUAAUGUACCUUCAAAUUCAAGGGAACAAUGAGGAAGUUAUAAGGAAGAGAUAUUAAUAUUAGUAAUUUAAACAUUGAAAAGAACAAUAAUUUGGGUGGAGGAAUAAGAGUUGUUACCUGUAACCAAAUAGAUGUGUAGUUUCCUUUUACUUAUGAAAAAUUAGAGAGAUGUGAGCAAUGAUAUUAGCUUAGGACCUUUUUUUGUUUUUUUGUUUUUCCUGUUUCUAAGGUAGUGAAUAGUGUUCAUUGUUUAUACUUGUUAUUGAUGAGUUAUGUACUUAAAAUGUAAUGUGAACAUUAAUGACUUAUUUUAUUACUUUUGAGAAUUUCAUCA